Myzus persicae (green peach aphid) is the source of this 3309-nucleotide messenger RNA. Its product is annotated as protein HID1. Gene Ontology annotation, cellular component: Golgi medial cisterna; membrane; Golgi trans cisterna. The transcript is spliced from 15 exons. Lineage: Eukaryota; Metazoa; Arthropoda; Insecta; Hemiptera; Aphididae. The record is from RefSeq and is a predicted model, not a curated record. Bases 255 to 2540 code for a protein of 761 amino acids.
UAUUGUCGUCGUUGUCUUUGAUAACCGAAAUCGGAACAAGACCAACACCGAAUUAGGAUGUAAUAUUAAAUAAUAAUUAAUAACAAUAAUCCACAACAUUGUAACUGAAGGAAGAAAAAUGUUUUCGUUCCCACGUCCCUCAACAUAGUGACAACGAAAUUGACGUUGGCAGGACCGCUGUGACCCUUUUUCCGUGAAACGACCUCCGCCUACACUAGAACCCACUACUUUCCGUGGAUACAUAAAAGCCGGAAAUGGGCAACGCUGACACCAAACUGGUGUUCCGAAAAGCCGUUGUCCAGCUGACUUCCAAGACCCAGACCAUCAGCGCUGAGGACAACGAUUUCUGGGAUCAGUUCUGGUCAGAGACCGUCACUAACGUACAGGACGUGUUUACUCUUGUACCAGCUACCGAGAUUCGGCUACUCAGGGAGGAUGUACCAGCUAACUUGGCCACAUUGUGCUACAAAGCGGUCGAGAAGUUUGUUAGGGCUGUGGAGAACAGCUGUCGCACACAACAGGAUCAAAAUACAGUCUUGAACUGCUCACGACUGCUGACCAGAGUGCUCCCAUAUGUCUUUGAAGAACCAGAUUGGGAAAACAUAUUCUGGUCCAGCUUGCCGGCUGGCAAAGGCGAUCCACCCAUACCAUUGGCACAUUCACUGUGUAGUGCUAUAUGUGAUUUAUUGUUUUGCCCAGAUUUCACAGUCGCAUCCAAUCGUAAAAAUGGUCCUGAUAAAGCAGAAGAUUUGCAUGCUGUAGAUAGCUGUGAAUACAUUUGGGAAAAAGGAGUGGGUUUUGCCCAAUCUCCUGUUAAAAAUGCGACUUUUGAAUCGAAUCGUACUGAACUACUGCGUUUACUGUUGACGUGUUUCAGUCAAGCUAUUUAUUCACCAAAUCAAAAUGGUAAUAGAUGGGUACAGUAUGUAACUUCAGCUGAAAAUCGCCAUGCAUUACCUAUGCUUACAUCUCUUUUAAAUACUGUGUGCGGUUACGAUCCUAUUGGCAUGGGUGUUCCGUACAAUCAUCUUCUAUUCGCUGACACAUCUGAACCGUUAGUUGAUAUGUGUCUACAAAUCAUUAUUGUGGCUCUGGAUUCUGAUGUGCAACAGAAUGAUGAAGCAGCCAUAGACAAUUUGUUUAUAAAUUAUUUAUCAAGAGUUCAUCGAGAUGAAGACUUUUCUUUUAUUUUGAGUGGAUUUACAAGGUUGUUAAUGAACCCCUUACGACAGACUUAUCUUCCACAUUCCACCAAAAAAGUGCAAUUUCAUCAAGAGCUGUUGAUAUUCUUUUGGAAAAUAUGCGAAUUUAAUAAAAAAUUUCUAUAUUUUGUACUCAAAAGUAGUGAUGUCCUUGAUGUUUUAGUACCAAUUUUGUAUCAUUUAAAUGAUUCCAGAGCAGAUCAAUCUCGAAUUGGUCUUAUGCAUAUUGGAGUAUUUAUUUUGUUAUUACUGAGUGGUGAGAGGAAUUUUGGAGUACGUCUCAACAAACCAUACACUACAACAAUACCCAUGGACAUACCAGUGUUCAGUGGUACACACGCAGAUCUUCUAAUUAUUGUGUUUCAUAAAAUUAUCACAACUGGUCAUAAUAGAAUGCAACCGCUCUUUGACUGUCUCCUAACGAUCUUAGUGAAUGUGUCUCCGUACUUAAAAACUCUGUCGAUGGUGUCGAGUACAAAACUUUUGCAUUUGGUGGAUGCAUUUACAACUCCGUGGUUUUUGUUUUCUUCACCAUCUGCCAACCAUCUUGCUUUUUUCUUGUUGGAGAUUUUCAAUAAUAUCAUACAAUAUCAAUUUGAUGGUAAUUCAAAUUUAGUGUAUACAAUUAUACGCAAGAGACAAGUUUUUCAUAGUUUAGCAAACUUGCCAACUGAUUACAGUGCUAUUAUCAAAUCCCUGACUAAAAAAGCAAAGCGAAAUAUGCAAGCCACUAGCUCUGUUAGUCUAACAGCUGCUACUGAAACUCCAAGUAUGGAAGGAUCUACACCUGCAUUGCCCGCAGAGCCAGGAACUCUUAAUGCCACACUUCCCGACACUCCUGGCGUAAUGAAAAUAACAGAACGUGAAAGUGCUCAUCCGGGAAAUGUAACCUUACCCGCUGAACUGGUUACGUCUAAUGGCAUGACAAAGGAAAUUGUGAAACAAUCUUCUAACCAAGGAGAUUGCUCUCCAACAACAUCGUCGCCUAAGAAUGACGCUGAAUGGGCACCAACCACAGAAUGGGUCCGAUCUUGGAAGGAAAAGCUGCCAUUGCAAACAAUUAUGAGAUUACUGCAAGUGCUAGUGCCUCAAGUUGAAAAAAUUUGCAUAGACAAAGGUUUGACGGAUGAAAGUGAAAUACUAAAGUUCUUACAACAUGGUACGUUAGUAGGACUGUUACCAGUCCCUCAUCCAAUACUCAUACGGAAGUAUCAGUCUAAUCCAGGAACAACUGCUUGGUUUCGAACUUAUAUGUGGGCUGUUAUAUUUCUCAGAAACAUCGAUCCUCCCAUCUGGUAUGAUACUGAUGUGAAACUCUUUGAAAUACAACGCAUGUAGGAUUCUUAUAAUGUCUAUUUGUUUGUUUUGAUUUUGGAGAAGACAAUUUUAUUGAGAACAAUUCUUUAAUGCAUUGUGCAUUUUAAGUUUUUUAAUGUGUGAACAUUUUUCCUUUUUGGAUUUUAUUGAGUUCUUUGGUAUUAUUGAAUGUAAGCAUCUUAAAGUGAUCUGCGUCCACUGAGAAAAUACAUUUUAAGUGACCCUAAUUUGUAAAUCUGAACAAUGAAAGAUUUACUAAUAUAUUAAUAUCCUCCAUGAAUUAAUAUUUUUCUAACAUAAGUUAGGAAAAAACCAAUAGAAACUUCAUCUCAAAAAUAACAAUAAAAUAUAUAUUAUUCAUAAAUGUAUUAUACAGUCUUAUUAUAAAAAAAAAGUCAUCACUGUUGGGUGAUUUUAUUUCACAUAAGAAACCCAAUCACAUAACUAUAUAUAAACUUUUUUUAAAUAGCUUAAAAAGUAUAAUUUGUUAUAUAAUUAAGACCUUGAUGAAUGGUAUUUCUGUGAAAACUGAUGCAAUGUAAAACUAUAUUCAUGUUUAAUAUUUUGUACAUAGUAUCACAUUACAUAUUCAGUACAAAUUAAUGAUUUUUGGGAACAGACAUAAUAUCACUUUAAGAUGCAUUUUUGUACCAUGAAUUUAAAUUAUGAUUUGUUAUAUUUAAAUAUUUAUGUUUAUUAAAUGUAUGCAAAAAGGCUAUUUUGAGAUUAACAGUAUUUUAUUAACUUAUUUCUGAUAAAAUAUAAUAUAUUUAUACAUAUAUAUGAAUAA